Messenger RNA from Syngnathus acus (greater pipefish), 1942 nucleotides. RefSeq names its product single immunoglobulin and toll-interleukin 1 receptor (TIR) domain (gene sigirr). Lineage: Eukaryota; Metazoa; Chordata; Actinopteri; Syngnathiformes; Syngnathidae. The transcript is spliced from 10 exons. Gene Ontology annotation, biological process: signal transduction. Bases 199 to 1824 code for a protein of 541 amino acids. The record is from RefSeq and is a predicted model, not a curated record.
GCCAAUAGGAAGAGGUCUCUCCAGGUGCAGGUGUCGGACGACUGCGCUGUUGACUCGAUCCGUACCUCUGUACGCUUUCGGUAAAGUUACCAUUUCGUAGCAAACAACAAAACAAACAAAAGAGCUGGAAUUGAAAAGUUUCUCCAUUUUUUGUUAGCGGGAAAGGACAACGGACGACAUGGUAUUCUUUUUUGUCGUAUGUAUUUUGGUGACCUCGUUUUUGUGGACCAACUCUGUCCUCUCGCUUGCAAAGAAAAUUCUGCGUGUAACUCUCCUGUGUUUGCAAAUCAACAUGAAGCUUGUGUUGAUGAGGACCGUUUUGAAGAACGCAUACUCAAUGCGGGACAGCAGGACCCCCCAUACCGGCUCAACUGCUCCUUGGAGCCAUUUCCUCAUGCCCAGGGAGACUCUCGGCCCCAGGUGGCUUGGCUGAAGGACUGUCAGCAGCUCAGUGCCCAGCAGGGAAAUUACUACCUGGAGUUUUCAAACAUCUCUUUCGAAAGCGGAGGGAACUACACCUGUUUGCAGCCUGGAAACAGCACAGCUUCGUUCACGGUGCGCCUAAUCGUUAAAGGUGAGCUCCACAUUCGCCUCACAUCUUUAGAAUGCUCCAAGGCUCCAACGUUUCCUUCUAAGGAGGUUCAGAGCAGCCUCUGGGGACAGGUGGGCUCCGCCGUGGAUCUGAAUUGCACCGCCCUGCUCUCCUGGGACCCGACUGACGAACAAUGUGACGCCUCACUGCACUGGACCAAAGAUGGCCGUCCCCUGGACAACGGCUCCUUGAUUUUACAAAACACCUCCUCAUGGUUUCAAGCUGGAGGUCAGCUGGUGGUGAGCAGCGUGCUGGUGGUCCAGCUUCAGGAGUUAGAAGACUUUGGACUGUACAGCUGCACAGUGAGGAACUCUUCUUCCAACUUCAACCUACAGAAAUCAAGCACCCCAAGCCACACUGCUGCUGUCACCGGGGCCUUAGUCCUCCUCCUCUUCUUGGCUGUGGCUGCUGUCAUCUACUCCAAGUGCCACCUGAACAUCAAACUGUGGUACCGCGACUCUUACGGGGACUACGAGAUGAGCGAUGGCAAGUUGUACGACGCCUACAUCUCUUACGUGAACAAUGACUACGACAGGAAGUUUGUCAAUUUUAUUCUCAAACCUCACCUGGAGAAUAAACACGCACACAAGGUGCAUCUCAAUGAAAACGACAUCAUGCCUGGCUUGGAACCUUCGGCAGAGCUUUUAAUGAACAUUAGUCGCUCCCGACGUCUCAUCGUGUUGAUGUCUCACGCAUAUCUGGAGCAGGACUGGUGCUCCAACAACUUCAGACAGGGCCUGCUGCACUUGUUGGAGCUGUGCCGGCAGCCCAUCGUCAUCAUACUGGAAGGUCAGCUGAAGCGCAUGAGGCCUGAAAUCAAGCAGCAGUUUAGUGAGCACCAACACUGUCUCACCAUACUCACAUGGAGGCACAACUCUGUGACUCCCUCCUCCGCAUUCUGGAAGGAGCUGGCCUUGGCCAUGCCUCGCAGGGUCGUCUUCCGCAACAAGGCGGCGGGGGACCCCCAAACCGUCCUACAGGAUGACAAAGACCCCAUGCUGACCCUUGACCCUGACUAUCUGGACUGCCGCUCUGACACAGACCCCGCUGGGGACCUUGGAGUGCGUCUCCCCAUAUACAAAGCUAUGACCUCGAAGGCCCCGGUCCUCCCAGUUGUAUCCAGUAGCGAGCGAGGACCCAGAAACCCAGACAUAGACGUGUCGGACUUGGGAGCACGCAACUACGGAGCCCGCUCAGACUUUUACUGCCUGGUCACGAAGGAGGACAUCUGACCCCCGCACACACACUUACCUCUGAUGAACACAAUUAGGAAGUCUAGCUGUAUUUGUCCCGUGUCAUUUUUGUGCAUUUGUUUGAAAUCACAAUGUCCCUCGUGGUCCUUUCCAUUUA